AAAUCAAAACAAGGAAGUAAUUGAUAAGGAAUUUGCUAUGUCAAAAAAGAAACUAAAUAAAACCACAAACGUUUCGGUUGCACAGAAGGACAGACAUGCAACACAAGAAAACAUGAAAUACCAAGAAAGUUUGAUUGUGUUUUAUUUAUCUAUUGCUGCUUUGAUUGUAGCCAUAUGUGUAGUGCCAUUAUCUGCAGAAAUGUACAGCAGCUCUGACUUUCAACUUCAGAAACAUCGUUCACUGAAGAUGGACGAGGCAUUACUGAAAGUCAACAAUGAGCUGACAACUGAUGUGACUGUAAGCUGGACUUCUCAGGAAUGUUACCAGUGUCUAUAUCAACAUCUUGGAGCCGUAAGUGCAGCGCUCAGUCCUGGCCAACCUAGUUCAUCAGAAUUUAUAGUGAAUACACAGCAUGGACUUACAAUAAUGGUUAAUGCGACUUCAGCCCAGCAGCUUUGCAGAGCGCUCACAUUUCACUUUGGAGAGCAAGGAAAUUACUCCCUUUGGAUAAAAGAUCUGAAUAAUAGCUCAGAAGCCGACUGUUCCAUAGUGACAGAUGGAAAACCGGUGAACAGCUACACUCCAAUCCUAAUAGCCUUCUUUAUCCUCACUGGGUUGGCCUUACUUUUUGCUAUCGGAAAAACACUGUUGGGACUUGAAGCAGUGAGAAGAGUUUUCUUUCAACUGACAGGUUCUAUGGAAACUGAGCGGUUGAUCAACUCUGAACUUGGCUCUCCUGGCAGGACAGUUACUACAGUCACUGACAACAUCUUGCCUCCUCCUCCAAGCCCAAGCAAGAGACUUCGAUCGCUAGAUACUUUCAGAGGUAUUUCGUUAACUAUUAUGGUAUUUGUGAACUAUGGAGGAGGGAAAUACUGGUUCUUCAAACAUUCAAGCUGGAACGGUCUUACUGUGGCCGAUCUGGUGUUUCCUUGGUUUGUAUUCAUAAUGGGGACAUCUACUGCCCUGUCAAUCAACAUGCUGCUGCGUUCAGGCUCCUCUCGUUCGUCUCUGCUGAAGAAGGUUCUGUGGAGGACCCUGCUGCUCUUUGUCAUCGGGGUCGUCGUCAUCAACCCAAAUUACUGCCAAGGACCUUUGUCCUGGGAAAACCUGAGGAUUCCCGGCGUGCUGCAGCGUCUGGCCUGGUCCUAUCUGGUGGUGGCGUGUUUGGAUUUAUUAGUAGCAAGAGCUCACCUCGAUAUAAUUACUACGGAUACUUGGUGGUCGCCCGUUUUGGAUAUUUUACUUUACUGGCCGUCCUGGCUCUGCGUGCUCCUCCUAGAAGUGACAUGGCUCUGUCUUACUUUUCUGCUUCCUGUUCCUGACUGCCCCACGGGUUAUCUGGGUCCAGGAGGAAUAGGGGACAUGGGUCUUUAUGCUAACUGCACCGGAGGAGCUGCUGGAUAUAUUGACCGCUGGCUGCUGGGAGUGAAACACAUCUAUCAGACUCCCUCUUCACGGGUUAUCUAUGCAACACAAAUGCCUUUUGAUCCUGAGGGUGUUCUGGGCAGCAUCAACUCUAUACUCAUGACUUAUCUUGGAUUACAGGCAGGAAAAAUAAUCCUCCACUACAGGGAUCUGCACACAAGCAUAAUGUCAAGGUUUCUUAUCUGGGGUCUGUUCUUGGGAGUCAUAUCAGCGAUCCUCACCAGAUGCUCCAAAGACGGGGGUUUUAUUCCCGUCAAUAAGAAUCUGUGGUCCCUGUCUUAUGUGACUACUUUGGCCUGUUUUGCCUUCGUGCUGCUUGUGCUCGUUUACUACGUCGUCGAUGUGAGAAAGUGGUGGUCUGGUGCACCUUUUUACUAUCCUGGUAUGAACUCCAUCCUCGUGUACGUGGGUCAUGAAGUCUUUGAGCAGUACUUUCCCUUCCGUUGGCAAAUGGUCAACAUCCAAUCUCACGCUGAACAUCUCGCACAAAAUGUAGUGGCCACGUCUUGUUGGGUCUUUAUCUCCUACGUACUGUACAGGAAAAAGAUCUUCUGGAAGAUAUGACCCUGACAGCGACUUCGAAUAACCAUGUUUACAGUGGGAUUGUACCAAAAAGAGCGCAUUUUUCUAACUGUGGUUCGGUACAAUUACAGUAUUUUCGGUGUAAAUCUCUCAGUCGUCCAGGUCUGAUCCGUUGUAAAAGAAAAAUAUAAAAUGUGUCAACUGGACAAAAGUAUUUUCGUGCGACUGUGGAGUUUCACUUGUUAAGAAACGUAAUUCUCACUCAGGAAAAAGACUGAUGAAUGAAGUCAUCCUCUGUGUUGUUUGUGUGAAGUACGUAGUUUUCUCAUAUUAUCAUGUUGUAUAUUCAGAAUCACACGUCAGAUCUUUGUAAACUCAUGAAACCUCUUUCCUAUGUCACCAGUGCCAAAUAAUGCAGUAAGCACUAACUCUAAAGCAGUAUCCAAAUGCUGGUAUAUUUUUUAUUUUGUAGAUCUAUACAUUUAUGUUAUUUUAUACAGUUUUAAUUGUUACAUAUUGUUUAUACGCUGCUGUCCAUAAUUAAAGGACGUCUUCUUGGUG
Periophthalmus magnuspinnatus is the source of this 2512-nucleotide messenger RNA. RefSeq names its product heparan-alpha-glucosaminide N-acetyltransferase (gene hgsnat). The coding region runs from base 38 to 1993 and encodes 651 amino acids. The transcript has 18 exons. Lineage: Eukaryota; Metazoa; Chordata; Actinopteri; Gobiiformes; Gobiidae. The record is from RefSeq and is a predicted model, not a curated record.